CCUGACCAAACCCUCUGUGUGUGUGUCACACAACACAUGACAUGUUUACACUGAAGAGUGUGCACUGACGAGACAAACUCAACAAAAGAACACAAGAGUGAGGAUGGCAGAGUUUGACGUGGAGUUGUUCUCUGAACAGGAGCUGACCUGCUCCAUCUGUCUGGAGAUCUUCACCGAGCCCGUGUCCACACCAUGCGGUCAUAACUUCUGUCAGAGUUGCAUUGGUGGUUAUUGGGCUUCCAGUUCAGUCUGCACCUGUCCGCUGUGUAAACGUCCGUUCGGUGAAAGACCUGAACUCUGCAUCAACCGUGUGUUUGCUCACAUCGCACAAAAAUACAAAGAGAAGCGCUACGGGGAGCCGCCCAAACCAAAAGCAAGACAAAUAUCCAUUUCAGAUGGAGUUUCACCGAGCGACGUGGACGAGCAGAUCUUCUGUGACAUCUGCAGCGGCAAGAAACAGAAAGCCGUCAGUUCAUGUCUUACGUGUACUGCGUCAUACUGCGAGAUUCACGUGCUGCCACAUCACCAGACGUCCUUCUACUCAUCCCAUCGGCUGCUGGACCCUCACGAGGCCCUGCGGGGUCGAACCUGCCCUCAACACGGACGACUCCUGGAGGUUUACUGUCGGACAGAUGAGAAGUGUAUUUGUGCUAUCUGUGUGUUAGAGGAGCAUCGCACACACACCACAGUCUCCAUACAGACAGAGAGAGCUUACAAACAGAGACUUCUGGGAAAAACUGAGCUGAACAUUCAGAUGUGUAUUGAAAGAAGAAGUGUGGACUUAAAUGAGCUGAAGAGUAAACUACAAAUCCUGCAGAGUUGUGCUCACUCAGAGCUGUCUGAAGUGGAUCAGCUUCUGUCUGAUAUCACACAGUCUGUGGAUCGGAUCCGCAGCGAGCUGGUGGGCGGUAUCCAGGAGAAACAGGAGUCUGUGAUUGGUCGAGGACAGAGAAUGGUCUCUCAGCUGGAAUCAAAGUUAUCUGAACUACGAGAGCGGAAAGAUGGACUGGAGGCUCAGGCCGUUUCUGAAGACCACAUCAACUUUCUCAAGAGUUUUGAGGAGAUGAACCGUCCCGUUCAGGACACACACGAUGAGCUGGAGGAGGAUCUGACGUUACACUUCUCUCUCAGAGAUGUGAAGAGAGCUUUAGGAGAGAUCCGUGAGAGACUGGAUGACAUCAGCUGCGGUCAAGUGCAUCACAGAGGCUCAGUGUCAGGUGUGGCAGAGAGUGAAAGUAUGACAAGUGUUCAAUUCAUCAGGAGGAAAGACCACUGGUCAUUAAAAGAUCUGCGGAGGAUCAAGACAGGUCACAGAAAGAUUAAAGGCUUUCUUGAGGACAUAUCGCUGAAUCCGGUGACAGCCUACCCGUUCCUCAUCCUGUCAGACGACAGAAAACAGCUGAAGAGAGGCGAGAAGCUGCAGUUCUACAGAAACAGCGUCCAGCGCUUCGACGUCUGGUCCUGUGUGCUUGCGAAAGAAGGCUUCGAGUCAGGACGACACUACUGGGAGGUGAAUGUUGGUGAGAAUAAGGACUGGAAGUUAGGAGUGGUGCGUGAAUCGUCUCAGAGGAAAGGUCUGUUUGACAUGAGUCCUGCCAGCGGAUACUACACCAUCUGGUGGAGCGGGAAUCAUUUAAGAGCUCUCACAGCUCCUCCUCCUGUUAAGAUUAAAGUCAGCGGCCGUCUGCGGCGGGUCGGUGUUUAUCUGGACUGUGAUGAGCGUCAGAUCAUCUUCUAUAAUGCCAAGACGGGUUCAGAGCUUUAUUCAUACACCACAGUAGAGUUCUCUGAGAAAAUGUUCCCGCUGUUUGGCACCGGUGAUAAAGACAUACCGCUGGUGUUGAUGUCCGUGUCUGUCAGUGUCCCCGAAUGACCAGAUCUCCUCAUCUCAAAGACAGAAAGAAUGAUCACUUUUAACGAAAGAAUAAAGAAGAACGUUCAGACUUCUCUCACAGCCAUUAUCACAUUUUAAACAUUAUUCUUAUUAUAUCAACUCAAUGUUAUGAACCUUAAAAUAAUGAAAGGAGAGUUGAGAAUUUGAAAAGUAGCUGCAAGAAGAUCUUUGUUUGACCUCAACACAAUCCAGAAUAUUCUCGUACAUCUAACUAACUUUUAGGCAAAUGAUUAAAUCUGGUUACAAUAUGAUUACAUAAAACAAAAAUACAAAAUAACUACGUAUGACUGAAAGAUGUUUUUCAAUUCCUUCACAUACAUGUAAUGACGAGUUAUAUUAAAUGUCAUGUGCUCCACAUUAUUGCUGUAAUAUUAAUGUUUAUUCAGGACUUUGUUACAAAUUCCACCUAAUGGUUAAAAAAACAAAGCUUCAUUUACACAUUCAACCUUUAUUGUCAACACCAAGAGAGUGACUCUGUAUUUAUAUACAGAAUGAAAGUAGUUAAAAGUAGUGGUAAGCCAAAUGUCACACACUAUAGGUUUAAAGACCAAACUGUCGUCAUGGCAACAAACCGGUUUUAUGAAGAAGUAACAUUGACUGCACAAAAACUCAACAAAUUCCAUCAGACUCUGAAUCAAGUGUUUCUGCUGUGUGUAUGUGAAAUUGUGAUGUUUGCUGUGAAAAGCCAAUAACAUAACUGAUCUUUCUGAAGAAGGUAUGUAAUCACCAUCAGUCAUCUCCAGAUGCACUUGUGUCUUUAUGAGGUAUAAGCCUGCUUAUUCAAGACCUUCAGUGAGAGCUUAAAAGCUGUUGAUAUAUUGCUGAAGCCUUAAAGGUCCAUCUAGUGGUGAAGUUGUGAAUUGCAACCAAUGGCCCACUCCACCCCUCCCUUUCAAAGCACUACGGGGGCUGAAAGAGGAUGAUGGCAUCAUGUUUUCGCUUCUUUGCUUAAGAAGAUUAGAUAUUUACGAAACAUGUUCUGUAGAGCAGUUUGUCCGUUUAGGGCUCCUGUAGAAACAACAUCAUGAAUUCAUGUAAGAGGACCCGCGGUGUGUGUAGAUAGAAAUAGCUUAUAAGACCAUAUAAACAGAACGCUUCAUUUAGUUAAGUCUUUA
Molecule: messenger RNA, 3009 nt
Organism: Triplophysa dalaica
Lineage: Eukaryota; Metazoa; Chordata; Actinopteri; Cypriniformes; Nemacheilidae
Product: E3 ubiquitin-protein ligase TRIM58-like
Exons: 10
Coding region: 104-1873 (589 amino acids)
Molecular function (GO): protein binding; zinc ion binding
Source: RefSeq, a predicted model, not a curated record